Diachasma alloeum is the source of this 2169-nucleotide messenger RNA. RefSeq lists its product as uncharacterized. The transcript is spliced from 5 exons. The record is from RefSeq and is a predicted model, not a curated record. Lineage: Eukaryota; Metazoa; Arthropoda; Insecta; Hymenoptera; Braconidae. Bases 1 to 2169 code for a protein of 722 amino acids.
AUGAGUUACUCUCGCUGUCGUGUACUCACAAUCCUCUUACUUCACGCAUGGAGUGGCCUGGUUGUCCUUGGGAUUGACACGUCUCAAGCGAGCAAUGUGCAAACGACACCAGUGGUUUCGGAGCCCUCGGGGGCAUCCGGACCCGACUACACUGGCCCAUCAGCUGGCUCGGAUGAGUGUGAUCCCGAGAUGGUUGGCUUUGAACUAGUCACCGGAUACGUUUACACCGCGCCCACCAACAUGAUUGAGACUAGAGCCGGUACGCUGAUGCUCACCGAGUGCCUCGAGUUCUGUCAGGCUAAUGACUCAUGUCAAGCGGUCAAUUAUGAGACUGGUCUCUGCGUACUAUUCAGCUCCAAUGCCGACAAUAAUCCAGGUGCACUGACGCAAUCUCAGUUCCCCGUAUUCACGAUCUACGCGCAGAAGAGUUGUCUCGCUGUUAAACCGUGCGAGAGAGCAUGGUGCAUCGACAGGGUACAAGGCCACCGUCUUCAGGGUCACACCAAAAGAAGUAUGACAGCCUCGUCACGUCAACACUGUCUUGAGCUGUGCCUCGGUGAACGAGACUUCUUGUGCAGAUCCGCAAAUUACGCGAACGCCUCCAAAGUAUGCGAACUAUCGGACAUGGACAGACUGACAAUGGCCGGCUCCAACGCCUUCCAAACCUCCAAGGACUUCGAUUUCCUCGAGAAUCACUGCGUCGACGAGCCCGUGAAAUUGUGCGAAUUCAAAAAACUCACUGGCCGUAUACUCAAGACAGUAGACUCCGUCUACCAGGACAUUGCCACGUCUGAGGAGUGUCGCGAACUCUGCCUGAAUUCACCGUUUCGUUGUCACUCCUACGACUACGGUGACACCGGCGAUAUGGUAUGCAGACUGAGUCAUCACUCAAGAGCAACGCUGUCUGACAUUCAGGAACCCUACUUAGACGCGCCUCAGGCCUCAACUUAUGAACUGAGCUCAUGCUACAACGUAACCAUCGAUUGUCGAGCUGGUGACAUGGUGGCCAGAAUACAAACCAGUAAACUGUUUAACGGCAAGGUUUACGCCAAGGGUUCACCAAACUCGUGUGUUCAGGAUAUCAAAGGAGCCCUAGAGUUUGAGCUCAAAAUGGCGUACGACGAUUUGGAGUGUAAUGUCAAACAACAGGGACUGGGAAGAUACCUCAACGACGUUGUUAUUCAGCAUCACGACACCAUCGUCACGAGCUCGGAUUUGGGUCUAGCUGUUACAUGUCAAUACGAUUUAACAAACAAGACUGUAUCAAAUGAGGUUGACCUUGGUGUACAAGGAGACAUAACACCAGCUCUAUCCGAGGAAGUGAUCGUUGAUUCCCCUAAUGUUGCCAUGAAAAUAACCGAUCGUGAUGGACACGAGGGCAUGCCAUCAGCUGAAGUUGGUGAUCCACUUGCUCUCAAAUUCCAAAUUCUCGAUCCAAACAGCCCCUACGAAAUUUUCGUACGCGAACUCGUUGCCAUGGACGGCAUUGACUCCAACGAAAUUGUUCUCAUUGAUUCUGACGGCUGUCCAACUGAUCAUCUUAUCAUGGGUCCACUGUACAAGUCUGGUAUUACCGGAAAGAUUCUGCUAUCACACUUCGACGCCUUCAAAUUCCCAAGCUCCGAGGUCGUGCAAUUCCGUGCUCUAGUGACUCCCUGUAUGCCAAGCUGUGAGCCAGUACAAUGCGACCAAGAAGAAUCAACCGGUGAGCUACGCUCAGUGAUAAGCUUUGGUCGUCGUCGUCGCCGACGUCACACAACAUCCCAAACAUCGCGGGAGGAUCUUCUCCUAGUGCAAUCAAUUCAAAUAACCGAUAAAUUUGGCUUCGAGAGAUCAGACAAAUCAUCCGACAACACUGGCAAUCGUACAUCAAUGCCGCGUGACAGCAUUUACGGUGUCGAGGGUGAGGAUAUCGUAGACUUGAGCGGGCGUUACGGUUUAUGCGUUAAUGUUGCUGAGGCCAUCAUAGCUGGUGCUUUAUUCAUUGUUGCUCAGAUUAUCAUUAUUGCUGCGUGGACAUUUACAUGGCAAAGACGCAAGCAAAUAUUAAAACACCAGGAGGCACUAUCGGUAUCGGUGUCAGUACCAGGUGCAUUGCAUACGGGUAUACCGAGUCGUGCUGACAGCCUCUGCAAGUUAUAUGACGCCGGUUACUCGCGGCGUUUUUAA